AUGUCGCACGCGACCCUCCUGCGGUCAAUGAGACCCGCAUGGCAGCCGCAACUCUCGCUCCGCAGUUCUCGACGAUACGUGCACCCAGGAUCAUACCAACCCUUCGUGCCUCCCUCUCCAAGCUCCCUUGGCAAACCCACUCCAGCCAAAACAUACACUCGCACCCGAAAAUGGCUGCGACGGCUAUUCUACGUCUCUCUCGCCACCGGCGUCGUGUACGGACUUGACGCCCGAUUCAACGCCUCAGCCGUGACUCGAACAGCGCGGACGUUCUCAGUAGGCCUGGUCGUUGCGCUAGACUACAAAAUCAAUUUUCGUCCGGACCCGCCCUUCGCCGACUCGAUCGCUGCGGUGCAUGCUCGCAAUGCUCGCCGGGUCUCGGAUCUACUACGUCAUAAUGGUGGUCUCUACCUGAAGAUCGGCCAGGCCAUUGGUAUGCAGACGGCUAUUCUGCCGCCGGAGUUCCAGCGUAUGUUCGCAAGUAUGUUUGAUGAUGCGCCGCAGAAUGAUUGGAAGGAAGUCGAGAAGGUUAUCCGGGAGGAUUUUGGGAAGUCGCCUGAGGAGGUCUUUGGCGUUUCUUUCUCGGGGGAACCAGGUAAGGGCCUCAUGGAACGCAAGGCCCGGGCUAGUGCGAGUGUGGCCCAGGUCCACUGGGCGCGGCUUCCAGAUGGAAGGGAAGUGGCCGUUAAGGUCCAGAAGCGGGAGAUCGCGCAACAGAUUGAGUGGGAUCUGUGGGCUUUCAAUGUCAUGACCAACAUCUACAGCAAAUGGUUCGAUAUCCCUUUUAACACUCUGGUACCCUACAUUAGUGAACGCAUGUCUCUUGAAACCGACUUUGAGAACGAAGCAGCCAACUCUGAGACUAUGGCUCGACUAGUUGCCGGGGAACCCAGACUGCGAGACAGAGUAUACAUCCCAAAGGUUUACCGGGAACUGAGCUCGAAGCGUGUCAUGACGGCUGAAUGGAUUGAGGGUGUUCGGCUGUGGGAUAAGAAAACUAUCACCUCGUCAUGGCGCGGUGGCUGGCGUGAAGGAAGUCCAGGAUGCCAAGGCACUCCUCUGGAUCCAUCGGGUCGAAGCACUUCGGCGACUCCUACGCAAGCUGGAAGGCUGAAGCCGGAGCGCAACCAUUGGAGAGGCCCAAAUAACAAAGGUGGACUGGGCUUAUCUUUCAAAGACGUUAUGACGACCAUGGUCGAUUUGUUCUCCGCUCAAAUGUUCCUUUGGGGAGUCGUACACUGUGACCCUCACCCCGGAAACAUCUUCAUCCGCCGCAAGCCCUCCGGAAAGCCCGAGCUUGUUCUUAUCGACCACGGGCUGUACAUCAACAUGGAUCCAACAUUCAGGCAUCAAUAUGCUAGAUUAUGGAAGGCUUUAUUGACCUUCGACAACAAGACCAUCAACGCCGUUACAGCGAGCUGGGGUAUCGAAAACCCGGAGAUGUUUGCUACUUUCACGCUCAUGCGUCCCUACAGGGGAGGAAACAUGGCAACCCACAAACACAUCAUGGGGCUUAGCAAAAUUGAACGCAGCAAGCGUCAUUACGAAGCGCAGAACGCCGCUCGAAAGCACAUCCGACAGAUUCUCGCAGAUGAAACGAAGCUGCCUCGAGAACUUCUGUUUAUCGGUCGCAAUCUCCGCAUCGUCCAAGGAAAUAAUCAGCAUCUUGGCUCGCCCGUCAAUCGAGUGAAGAUCACCGGGCUCUGGGCUUCCAAGGCCCUUGCUGAGUCUCCCGACUUGCCUUUGACGGAGAAGAUUCGCAACCUUGGCCGUCAUCUCAUCUUCCGCACGGUGCUGUUCACUACCGAUAUCUUCUUCUACUUCACCAAGAUCCGUCAGUUCCUGCGACUUGGCGGUGGCAUGGAGGAUGAUAUCGAGGCCCAAAUGCGGGGUAUGGCUAAAGACAUGGGCGUUGACUUGAACUCAAGUGUCUUUGAGGGAUAG
Messenger RNA from Penicillium chermesinum, 1944 nucleotides. Its product is annotated as ABC1 kinase family protein. The coding region runs from base 1 to 1944 and encodes 647 amino acids. The record is from RefSeq and is a predicted model, not a curated record. The transcript has 2 exons. Lineage: Eukaryota; Fungi; Ascomycota; Eurotiomycetes; Eurotiales; Aspergillaceae.